This is a messenger RNA of Ostrinia furnacalis (Asian corn borer), 1377 nucleotides long. It is a transcript of the gene bou, whose product is annotated as glycosylphosphatidylinositol anchored membrane protein boudin. Lineage: Eukaryota; Metazoa; Arthropoda; Insecta; Lepidoptera; Crambidae. The record is from RefSeq and is a predicted model, not a curated record. Gene Ontology annotation, biological process: positive regulation of voltage-gated potassium channel activity; regulation of synaptic transmission, cholinergic; sleep. The transcript is spliced from 3 exons. The coding region runs from base 137 to 559 and encodes 140 amino acids.
UCAAAAAUAAGUUGUCAUUCGUUCAUUUGAGGUUGAGGUUGUGUUUGAUUGUGUACAAAAUUAACUAAAGAUUUCGAGCAUUUUGUAACAGAAAAGAAAUAUUAUUUUACUUACUAAAUAAAACCAUAAAAAAAGAAUGGCGAACAUGCAGAAUAUUGCUUUUAUAUGCUUUGUUCUAUCAACGGUUACAAUACAAACAGUUAACUCUAUAAACUGUUAUCAGUGUUCAGGGACAGAUUCUGAUAAUCCCUUUGACUGUAAUGAAUUCUUAGAGGGGGAUACUGAUCUAGACCCGACAGACUGUGCCACUAUACAUAACGCUCAGUAUUGUAUUAAACAUGUAGGGAGAUAUGAAGGUGGUAUCAGUACAAAGAGAUUCUGUUCAUCUUUAGACUUGGGUAACUACUGCAAUUAUGUACAGCAAGUGGGCGAUAAAUUGGAAUACCGGACAUGUAUCUACACUUGUGGCUCCGAUGGGUGCAACGGAGCCAGUAGUAUGGGCACGCCUGUGACAGCCAUAAGUAUGGCCUUAUAUCUUUGCAAAUUUUUGGCCAUGUGAAUAUUAUUUGCUCUGAAUAUUCCAAAGUAACAAGAAUGAAUUUUAAUUUUACUAAAUGUAAUAUCAGAUUUAUUUUACAAGUAUGUACAUAGUUGAAGCGAUUUAUGUAGAGUAAUAUUGACAAAGUAGUACCUCUUAUUAUUGUACAUUCCAUGACUAAUAAUGCCGUCCUUAGUGUGUAGUUUUACAACUGAUUUAAAUUUAUGUAAUAAGUAAGAUUGUAUAGUACAGGUAUUUAUUUAAUCAUAGUAUUAAUUCUUUCAACAUUCUAGCUAUUUUUAAAAUAUCAUCUGUACAAAAUUUUUUUUAAUUUAUCCUGCAUUGGGAUGUAGUAGAGCCAAACAACUAUGGGCAGCCAACAUGUAAGAAUACAGUCGUUUUAUCUUUUUGUGUGUGUAAUGUGUGUAUAGAUGCGUAAUUUUAUAUAUUUUUACAUACAAUUUAUAAGCAGCAUCAUGUAGGAAUAAUUAUACAAUUUUAAAAAUGUAGGUACUUACCCCCUUUGAUGAGUGUAAUUGAAUAUCAAGUUGCUUCAAGUGCCUUCAGUCACAACACACAAUGUUUGAAACAAAUUUUCAUGUUUCCAGUGCAAUAAUUAAUAAUAAAUCUGGGAGUCUGGAACGUGUCAUAUAAUACCCGAAUACUUUAUUACUAUCUUUAUACAUUUAAACUUUAGAGCGCGUGGCGCUACCGGUUUUACGCAUUUCUCUACUACCCGACUUUUAUAUUUUUUGAAAAUUUUUAAACUCGUGUUGUUUUUAAUGUUUUGACGGUAGACAAACAAUGUCAGCGAUUAAUCCGAUAGAGAACGACCGCCG